Messenger RNA from Ceratotherium simum simum (southern white rhinoceros), 2348 nucleotides. It is a transcript of the gene HNF4G, whose product is annotated as hepatocyte nuclear factor 4 gamma. Gene Ontology annotation, molecular function: zinc ion binding; RNA polymerase II cis-regulatory region sequence-specific DNA binding; nuclear steroid receptor activity. NCBI's taxonomy places the organism in Eukaryota, Metazoa, Chordata, Mammalia, Perissodactyla, Rhinocerotidae. The record is from RefSeq and is a predicted model, not a curated record. Gene Ontology annotation, biological process: regulation of DNA-templated transcription. Gene Ontology annotation, cellular component: nucleus.
UUGAAAGCCAAGCAGCCAUCCCACAGUCUGGGCCUGUGGUGCUCUUGUAUGUGUGUUUCUAAAUCAAUGAUGAGGGUGUCGGAACCGAUACUGGACAUGGAUAUGGCCAAUUACAGCGAAGUUUUGGACCCAACUUAUACAACUUUGGAGUUUGAAACUAUGCAGAUUCUAUAUAAUUCAAAUGAUAGUUCUGCCCCAGAGACGACAAGUAUGAAUACCACAGACAACGGUGUCAACUGUCUAUGUGCUAUAUGUGGGGACAGAGCGACAGGAAAACACUAUGGGGCAUCAAGUUGUGACGGGUGCAAGGGCUUCUUCAGACGCAGCAUACGCAAGAGUCACGUUUAUUCCUGCAGGUUCAGUCGGCAAUGUGUUGUUGACAAAGACAAAAGGAAUCAAUGUAGAUAUUGUCGAUUGAGAAAGUGUUUCAGAGCAGGAAUGAAAAAAGAAGCUGUGCAGAAUGAACGCGAUCGAAUAAGUACCAGAAGAAGCACAUUUGACGGCAGCAACAUCCCCUCCAUUAACACACUGGCGCAGGCAGAAGUGCGGUCUCGCCAGAUCUCGGUCUCAAGCCCAGGAGCAAGCACUGACAUAAAUGUUAAGAAAAUUGCAAGUAUUGGUGAUGUCUGUGAAUCUAUGAAACAGCAGCUCUUAGUCUUGGUGGAAUGGGCUAAAUAUAUCCCUGCCUUCUGUGAGUUACCCCUGGAUGAUCAGGUGGCACUGUUGAGAGCUCACGCAGGGGAACAUUUACUGCUUGGAGCUACAAAGAGAUCCAUGAUGUAUAAAGAUAUUUUGCUUUUGGGAAACAACUACGUUAUUCACCGCAACAGCUGUGAAGUCGAGAUCAGCCGUGUGGCCAAUCGAGUUCUAGAUGAGUUGGUCCGACCAUUUCAAGAAAUUCAGAUUGAUGACAAUGAAUACGCUUGUUUGAAGGCAAUUGUAUUUUUUGAUCCAGAUGCAAAAGGGCUGAGUGAUCCAGUGAAGAUUAAGAACAUGCGGUUCCAAGUGCAGCUCAGUUUGGAGGACUACAUCAACGAUCGGCAGUAUGACUCUCGGGGGAGGUUUGGAGAGUUGCUUCUGCUCCUGCCCACACUGCAGAGCAUCACUUGGCAAAUGAUUGAGCAAAUCCAAUUCGUUAAACUUUUUGGGAUGGUUAAAAUUGACAAUCUGCUUCAGGAAAUGUUACUGGGUGGUGCUUCCAAUGACGCUAGCCAUCUCCAUCAUCCAAUGCAUCCACAUUUGUCUCAAGAUCCAUUAACUGGACAAACUAUACUUUUGGGUCCCAUGUCAACACUGGUUCAUACAGACCAGAUCUCAACUCCUGAAACCCCACUCCCUUCCCCACCACAAGGCUCUGGACAAGAAUCGUACAAAAUAGCAGCAAACCAAGCUUCAGUCAUUUCACACCAGCCUCUCUCCAAACAAAAGCAAUUGUGAGAAUAUGUUUACUUCUGAACGGCACUGCGCGAAUGUGCAACGUUGAUCUUGAAAUAUCUCAGGAUAGUACUUUUGGCAAACUCUCAGCCAAGGAGUCGUCAUGGUGCUGUUUUAAGAUGGUAUCCUGUUUUCUUGUUUAUAUGCUCAUUUUGUUUGUUGUUGCUGUUGUUUAAAACCUUUAGAUGCAACCAAUGUAUAUCUGAAUUCUGAUAUGUUUAUAGAGUAUAUUUUUUCCAACUUCCCUUGCACUGUACCUGAACCAGUUGAAUCCUAUGUACUACUUCAUUUGCUGUCUUAAUUUAAAUCUGUAAAUAAUUGCUUUAUUGUGAUGUGAUGCAGAACUUUUUGACUUUUUUGACUGAGAACUGAUCAGAAAUCCCAGAUUAAUAUAAAAUGAACCAAGUUUUUUAUAAAUUUUUAACUUGCAAAUUAGAAAAAUAAAGCAAUUGCUGUAGAACAGGGUGUGUUUCUUGAAGUACAAUCACUCAUGUAUGUCUUUUUCCAAAAAGCAUCUCUUUGGCCCAUAGUUGAAUAUGCCUAUCUUAAGUUUAGAAAAUUAUCAAUAGCCAUUCCAAGGAUGACUGGAUAUUCCCUGAAAUCUGCCUGUAUUUGAAGCUGUAUGUUAAGAUAAAAUAUGUUAGUUUUAUCAGAUAGGAUACAGGCUAAACUAUAAAAAAGAAACCUUUAAAACAGUGGGUCAACCAAGACAGACAUUUAUUUCUCUCUCCUGGAACAAUCUAGAAGUAGUCAUCCUUUCACUAGAACUUAGCACAUGCCCACAUCUAGUUCCCAGGGAGGCUGGAAGACUGAUCUUUAGGUGGAAAGCCUUGUGCCAACUAAAACUGUAGUUUAGUUGGGAGACUGAUAUUGGGAGAUGAAUUAGCCAUCUAUUACACACAUGUUGCCCUCGU